Daucus carota subsp. sativus is the source of this 1068-nucleotide messenger RNA. RefSeq lists its product as uncharacterized. Gene Ontology annotation, biological process: protein phosphorylation. NCBI's taxonomy places the organism in Eukaryota, Viridiplantae, Streptophyta, Magnoliopsida, Apiales, Apiaceae. Gene Ontology annotation, molecular function: ATP binding; protein serine/threonine kinase activity. The record is from RefSeq and is a predicted model, not a curated record. Gene Ontology annotation, cellular component: nucleus; cytosol; EKC/KEOPS complex. Bases 218 to 895 code for a protein of 225 amino acids. The transcript is spliced from 7 exons.
UAUAAACUCAGGCUCAAAAAUUCAGAUAAACAGGUUAAACAGGUUUAAGCCAAACCUAUCAUGCCUUUCCGUUAUCCUAAAUCUUUUACACAAGUUGACUUAUGUUCCGACCCAACAGAACAGAAGCCACCCUCAGUUCAGUUCAGUAGAGACAGAACCAUUGCACUCGUUAGUCAUAUAAUUUGGUUGAAGCAAUUACAAAAUACCACAUCCUGCUAUGGAGAUCAAAGCAGAUGAUGAAGGUCCUUUGAUUCUGGUGAAGCAAGGGGCUGAAGCAAGAGUUUAUGAUUCUCAUUUUGUGGGAAGGAGGUGUAUCAUUAAGGAACGUUUUUCAAAGAAGUAUAGACAUCCAACAUUAGAUGCAAAGCUCACUGUGAAGCGCUUAAACGCGGAGGCCAGGUGCUUGACAAAAGCUAGACAACUUGGAGUUUCCACUCCGGUUCUUUAUGCUGUGGACCUUUCGCUGCACACUUUAACAUUUGAGUAUGUGGAGGGUCCUUCUGUUAAAGAUGUAUUUCUCGAAUUCGGAUUAAAUGGUGUAGUAGAAGACAGAAUGACGGACAUUGCAAAGCAGAUUGGUGAUGCCAUUGCAAAACUUCAUGAUGGUGGUGUUGCUCAUGGUGACCUGACCACGUCAAAUAUGUUAAUCCGUUGUGCCACCAAUCAGCUGGUCCUAAUUGAUUUUGGUCUGAGCUUCACAUCAAGUCUUCCAGAAGAUAAAGCAGUUGAUCUGUAUGUGCUUGAGAGAGCUUUGCUAUCUAUGCAUUCCUCAUGUGGAAAUGUGAUGGAUCAAAUACUUGCUGCAUAUAGAAAAUCCUCAAAGCAGUGGUCAACAACAUUUAACAAGCUUGCUCAAGUGAGACAACGAGGUAGAAAGCGAACCAUGAUCGGAUGAGAACGUAUCUGCUGUCUGUAUCACCUUCAUUUACUACAUAGAGACAGGUUCAUGGAAUCAUGACCACAGAUCUACACUCAAUUCUUGUAUUUCUAUUGUACUCUAAGUAUGUUCUACUCUAUGAUCAUCUAUUCAUCUCUCCAUUGAGUUCUCAACUGGUAACUUAUGCUUUA